This is a messenger RNA of Ceratotherium simum simum (southern white rhinoceros), 2686 nucleotides long. The record is from RefSeq and is a predicted model, not a curated record. Lineage: Eukaryota; Metazoa; Chordata; Mammalia; Perissodactyla; Rhinocerotidae.
CGCCUAUUGGCGGAGGAGGCGCCCAGGCUGGCGACGAUUGGCCGGGGGAGGCGGCGGGGUAGGCUGCACGGGACGCCGAGAGGGGGCAGCAGGCGAUGGCGGCGGCGGCGGCGGCGGCGGGUCGGCUAGGCUGGUUGCUCGCUGCGUUCUGCCUGGGCAACGCCGCCGGGGAGGCGGCGCCGGGCCCGCGAGUGCUGGGUGUCUGUCUGGAGGAGGACAGGGCCGCGGGCGCGGGGUGGGCGAGCGGAGGGGAGGUGCGGGCCGCGCCGGAGGCCACCUUCCGCUUGCGCCUCUUCGGCUCGGGCUUCGCCAACAGCUCCUGGUCCUGGGUGGCCCCCGAGGGGGCGGGCUGCCCCGAGGGUGGGCCGGCCUUGGCGCCCGAGGCGGCGGCCCCCACGGGCGAGUGGCGCCCGGCCGCCGUGAGCGGGCGCUGGGCGUUGGCGCUGGCGCCGCGCGCGCUGGUCCUCAGCCGCCUGGCCGUGCUGCUCACUCUGCCCGUGGCGCUACCCGUGGGGCAGCUGCUGGAGCUGGCGGCGCGGCCCGGGCGGCUGCGUGAGCGCGUGCUGGAGCUGGCGCGCGGCGGCGGCGACCCCUACAGCGAUCUCAGCAAGGGCGUGCUGCGCUGCCGGACGGUGGAGGACGUGCUCACGCCGCUCGAGGACUGCUUCAUGCUGGACGCCAGCGCCGUGCUGGACUUCGGCGUGCUGGCCAGCAUCAUGCAGAGCGGCUACACGCGCAUCCCCGUGUACGAGGAGGAGCGCUCCAACAUCGUGGACAUGCUCUACCUCAAGGACUUGGCCUUCGUGGACCCCGAAGACUGCACGCCGCUCAGCACCAUCACCCGCUUCUACAAUCACCCACUCCACUUCGUCUUCAACGACACCAAGCUGGACGCCGUCCUGGAGGAGUUCAAGCGAGGGAAGUCUCACCUGGCCAUCGUGCAGAAGGUGAACAACGAGGGUGAAGGUGACCCCUUCUACGAGGUGCUGGGCCUGGUCACCCUGGAGGACGUCAUUGAGGAGAUCAUCAAGUCAGAGAUCCUGGACGAGUCUGAAGACUACCGAGACACCACGGUAAGGAAGAAGCACACUUCCCUGAGUGCCCCUCUCAGGCGGAAAGAGGAGUUCUCCUUGUUCAAGGCGUCUGACGAUGACUGCAAAGCGAAAAUCUCGCCCCAGCUGCUCUUGGCCACCCAGCGCUUCCUUUCCCGAGAGGUGGAUGUGUUCAGCCCACUGCGAAUCUCCGAGAAGGUCCUGCUGCACCUGCUGAAGCAUCCCAGCGUCAACCAGGAAGUGAGGUUUGACGAGAGCAGCCGCCUGGCUGCACACCAUUACCUGUACCAGCGCAGCCAGCCAGUGGACUAUUUCAUUCUCAUCCUGCAGGGCAGGGUUGAGGUGGAGAUCGGGAAAGAGGGCCUGAAGUUCGAGAACGGGGCCUUUACCUACUAUGGAGUGUCUGCCCUGACAGCACCGUCGUCGGUUCACCAGUCCCCAGUGUCCUCGCUCCAGUCCAUCCGCCAUGACCCGCAGCCUGAGCCAGCCGACGGCACCCGCUUGUCUGCGUAUUGUCCUGACUACACCGUGAGGGCCCUCUCUGACCUGCAGUUCAUUAAGGUCACGCGGCUGCAGUACCUCAAUGCACUCCUGGCCACCCGAGCCCAGAACCUGCCACAGUCCCCUGAGAACACGGACCUCCCGGUCAUUCCAGGCAGCCAGACCAGGCUCCUCAGUGACAAGACAGCCACAGCAGCAGGGUCCAACCACAGCAGACCGGGCCUCCCAGCCGAGGAGAGCCCUGGGCGGAACCCAGGAGUUUAACUGCUUGCCAGGAGCCCCAGGUCUGGGGAGUGGACAAGCACAUGGGGAGCUGGGGAGAGCCGAGGAGUCGCUUCCUGCCAGCCUGUCCCCUUCCCCUCCAGGCCACGUUUUAGAUGGCCCUUAUCGAUGCGGGUCCUGGGCUGUCCUCAGAACAGACUUCGGUGCCAAGAGCCUUCAGCAGGUCCUGCCCUCCUUUAGGAAACGGGGGUCAGCUGGGGCACAGCCCUGCAGGCCUGCUUCUGAGGGAAUGAAAGAGCAGUGUCAUCUCCAGUCCCUGGGCCCAGCCUUCUCCCUGUGACAGUGCGGUGUAUUUAUACCUCUUUGGGCCAAGCCAUGAUGUGAGUGCACGAUUACUGCCUUUAUGUGGCUGUGACCUGUACUCACUUUGCUUUUCAUUUGCCCACCUCCUGCUGCUGGCAGCACUCUUUGAGCAAACCAAGAGCACCAGUUUUGGCUGGGGGUUCAAAUCCAUGGCCUUGGCCACGGUGAACUGUUUGGCUUUCCUUACAUUGCUGUGUUUCAAGCACACGCCCUAGGCUGUCCCAUGUGCCAAACCUAGAAGCACGAUUACCCACAAGUCUGUCCCACUGGUACUGCUCCCUCCUGUGGAGGCUGCUUUUCUGCCCAUCCCAGAGCACUGAGCAAGCACGCUGGCCCCAGGGGGACUAAGGGGGCCUGCUCUUUCUGCUGUUCCUCUGCCUGCCUUGCCUGGUUGCCCCUGACAGUAUUGUCCUUCUCUGUGUUUUAAGAAGAGGUCACACGUGGGAGGAAGGGAUCUUUCUGCUGCACCUAAUGCUGUCUUCACUGCCGGGUCCCAGGGAGAGUCACUAUUAGACCAAUUUGGUUCCUUCCUCCUAGGCCUCUGUGGG